Rhinolophus ferrumequinum (greater horseshoe bat) is the source of this 5725-nucleotide messenger RNA. It is a transcript of the gene CPED1, whose product is annotated as cadherin like and PC-esterase domain containing 1. NCBI's taxonomy places the organism in Eukaryota, Metazoa, Chordata, Mammalia, Chiroptera, Rhinolophidae. The transcript has 22 exons. The coding region runs from base 880 to 3969 and encodes 1029 amino acids. The record is from RefSeq and is a predicted model, not a curated record.
CGCGGGCCCAGCUCCCCGCCCCGAGGGCAGCCGGCGCGCGCGUGGCGCUGUGUGUCUGCGCGCGUGUGUGUCCGCGUGUGGGAGAUGAAUUGGAGUCACACAGCUGGGUGUUUCCUUCCGAGGGGCUCUGAUCAACAAUCCGCUAGGGGAGCAUGGAAACUUUUUUUUCUGACUGAAAGGAUGAAAACCGAGUAAGUACCCAGAACUUGGAACAACCAAUACAAGCAAAACCCUCACAGUAACCAUGUCCAUUCAAACCGUUUAUUCCCUUUUUAUGUGAAAAGCCGUGAAUGCUUACAGGAAAGUGGCAAUUUAAAACUGAAUGAAGGGAAGCAGUUAAGAAACAUGAAAGGCUGGAAGCUGGACUGCUUUUAAAACCGGAGGAAAAAUGAGCUGCUCCCGCAGGCUGGCCUGGAUCCAGCUGUGCAACAGGCACUUGGGGUUUUAACCUACUGCGUUCUUCAAUGCCGUUUUUAGGCUCCAGAUUUACUCUGGUGUUGUCUUCUCUUUUCCUGUAAAGCCUUUAUUGUGAGUUAAAGGAUGUUGUGAAAAUAAGGCAUUACCGAAAGCAACAGUUUGGCAGCCUGGGGGUGCGCUCAGGUUAUUAGUUACAACUAUUAUUAUUUGGAUGUCUUUUUUUAACCCAGGCCAGCCACUUUUUUACUGUCAUCCAUGGAAGGGCUUUUACUAACCUUCUCCAGACUUUUGGGACCGAUGAUUCUUUGGCAUGAUUCUUCGGAAAGUUCUUAAGCGGGAUGGAGCAAUCUUGAUUUAAGUUGUGGAAAAAGAAGACAGAUUUGUAUUUUUCAUGCUGACAAAAAAUAGCCGCUAUGACUUUUCCGGCAACGUGGACUCGGGCCAAGUGAAGCUGAACUGGUCAUGGUCUGUCGUCCAGGGUUCCUUUGUCGUCGGCGAUUCUGCCCCCGGCCCUUCUUGGUGGGCUUGGUGGUGGCAAUCUGUCUCUUCUACCAGACCCUGCCACUCCGAGGGACGGGAAAGCUCACAGCCACUGUCCCUGGGGCGGCCCCAAACACACCCAUUGAAACCCAGACAAGCAGAUGCAAGAAAGGAUUCACUCCGGACAAACAGUGCUUCCUUCUCUCCAGUAAUGGUCAGGAAAUCAGAAAGAUUGAAGAAUCAGUUGAGACACACUUUGGCAGCCAUGGCAGAAGGGCCAUUCUCUACAGGCCCCGUUCCUCCAGCAAAAUGGAGUGUCGACUCCACCAGCAGCUUCUCACUCAGCUUCACUACACUGUUGUCAUCAUUGAAGAAGGACUCAGUGCUGACCUUGGGCUGGGGCUGCUAGAAAAAGGUAAUUUGGGCUCUUGGGAUCUGCUCAUUUGCCUGUCUCCUAGGAAAGCUGGUGGAAAACCCUGCAUAUCCAAGGAAGAUAUGUGCCAGUUAGGUUUACAUCAAAAGGUAAACACAUUACCAGAAAUACAGCAUCAGCUUUGCAGAAAGGAAGGAUUAUGUCAAAUAAUUAGAAGAUUUCCAGAAUUGCGACUUCUGGUGAGCCCCUCAGUGUGUUUGGACAGGAGCACACAAUUCAAGCUGAGUCCUUCCAGUCACCUUUCAAAAACAACGAAGCCACAUAUGUGGAAACCACGGGCCUGGAGACAUGAACAGCUGAAUCAAACAACAGUCCUUGCUCCACAGGAAACAAUCUUUAGAGCCGAAGAUCUGUCUGUGAUUCUUAAAGCAUAUGUGCUGGUAACAUCCUUAAGCCCUUUGCGUGCAUUCAUUCAUUCAACUGGCACAGUUUGGAACCCACCAAAGAAAAAACGCUUCACUAUCAAGCUGCAAACCUUUUUUGAUACAUUCCUGAGAGCCAGUUCACCUCUUCAGGCUUUUGAUAAUAUGAAGGAUGCCAUUAGCAAACUCUUGCUCGCGGCGGAACUAUUCAGUGGAACAUCUACUCUAGGACCAAAGGCCUUCAAUAGAUGCAGGUUAUGUUUUCAGCUUUUGACUUUUGAUAUUGGAUAUGGCAAUUUCAGGUCCCCUGUAGUAAUGCAGGUGCAUGAUCAUUUAAACUUUCAAGAUAAUAAUAAUAUGGAUUUUGAGGACCAAAACACAGAAGAAUUCCUUUUGAAAGACACUUUCACUUUUCUCCUCUCUAAUGAAUCUUCACUUUCCAUAUUCUCUGAGAUAUUUCAGAGACUUUACAGAUCAGGUGUAUUUAAGGGUGAAAACUAUCAAAAGGAACUAAACCACUGCCUGUCUUUAGAGGAGAUUAACUCAAUUAUGACUUUCAUAAAGGAACUUAGGAGUUUGGGACAAUACCAACUGCUCUUCCCAUCAAGUAGUCCUGGGAUUCAAUCUUGGAUGCGUGAAUUUUAUGAUCUGGCAAAUCCUAUGGGAAAACCUGGUUCAGUCCUGACCCAAUACUGGUCUCUUUUAAAUGUGUUUGAGCAAUUUCAACUCCUGAAUAAAAAGGCACAGCUAUAUCCACUGGAAUGGAAUUCUUUCGCAGAGGAUGAGAACAUUGAAAAACCACAAGAGCCAUUUGAUGCAACUGAACAUAAAAAAGUUGCGGUUCCACAAACUGUGAAUGAAACCAAAGAAGUGCGCUGCAGUGAUGAUAAAGACAUACAAUGUCAUAUCAAGCAGAUCUUCACACAUCCGCCCUUGGAACUCAAGCCUGAAUUUCACCCGAAGAUCAAAGAUUAUUACUCUGAAGUCCCCUUCGAUGUGGUAACAGUGACAAUUGGAGUGGAGACUUCUAAGUGUCAGUGCAAGGUGCACCUGCAAGAACGGUCAGGGCCAAGCUUUGCCAACUACCCCCUGGGCUUAGGAACGAAUAAAAUCUCAAUGCUUGUGGUGGAUGAAUCUCCAGCCCAGGGUGAGGCCCUGAUCACGUACAAACUCACCAUCAAUCGAGAAGACCGUCCAAGUCUGCCCUUGUUUGAAGACUUCACAGCAUGUGGUUUUGUGCAGGAUUGUGGUUUGCCGAUUCAUCCAGAGGAAACCUGUGGGUUACAGCCUAUUUCAUCCGACUACAUUGAAGCCAUUUCACAAUCCGAACUAAAGAUUUGUCCUUCUGGUGACACAAAAGGCCAAUGGAUCGUACCUUGCCUUAGUUGUUCCGACAACAGGACCUGUGACUGGAGAGAAAUAACUUGGCAGCCCCACAACUGCCAAUACGGUGUCCUAACUAAACCUCAGCUGCAGCGGUGCCUGGAAGGAAGGAAGAUUCUUUUCAUUGGAGAUUCAACCAACAGAGGGAUAAUGUACUACCUGAUCGAAAGACUGAAUGAAACCUUGCAGGAAUGGCAGAAGGUGCAUGGCACUAAAAUCUAUCACAAUGUCAAUGGUGGGAAAACUUUGAUCAGUUAUUCCUACUAUCCCCAGUUCUGGAUAAACCCUUCAUUGAGACCAACAUUUGAAAAAGCACUUGAACAUCUCUUGCAAAGAUCACGUCCCCUGGAGAAUACAGGCCAGACGGUAUUGGUCGUUGGUGGUGUUCAGUGGCUUAAUUCCAAUCACCUGCAAAUUAUUCACAAGGUUUUGAAGAGGGAAAAUUUACUCAAUAUCCUCGUGAUCAUCAAAAGUUUGGGAAUCGGAUUUCAUCUGCCAGUGGAUGGAGUACAUUUCUUAACGCAGAGUGAAGUUCAGAACUUAUGGAAAGAAAACUUGAUUAUUCUGGAUGCUGCAAAAAAAUAUGGCUAUGAAGUGGUUGACACGUUCGCUAUAACAAUGGGGCGAUACAAAGAGUUUUUACAGGGGACCUGUGGAUGUCACUUCCAUGAGGUAGUGAAAUCAAAGUUAUCCAAAGAAUAUCACUUUAUUAAAAUAAAACAGUCAAGAAAUCACAUUGUGGGAAAAUAUUUCAGCAAUCAAAACCAAGUACAACAACGACAACAAGACUCUGUCAUAAAUUACCAAUCACCGUAUCAUGUCAGAGGUCCAAUUAAUCAGGUUUGCUCUGAAAUCCUUCUCAACAGGAUGUGUGCGAGUAGCCGAACUGUGUAGACUCCCUGCAGGAGGACUGAACUCGGAAUUGAAGACAAGCCAUUCACCUGGGUGAUUAUCCAAGAACGAAAUCCUGUACAUCCCAUGUAUUUUGGAUCAACCACGUGCACUCAUACGCACCAGCACACACUUACACACCAAUGCACACACAGCUGAAAAAAAGUAAUAGCGCUUUUCUCCUCCAGCUUUAUAAAGUCAAGAUGUGCGCUUGAAAAUAAGUUGGUGAAAGAUCGAGCUAGGAAAAUGUUAGCUGAAAUACAGUCAUAAACUAGGACCACUGUGGCCUGGGUAUUGCAUUGUGAUGUGGAGAAAAAGGAUAAUGCUCUUGAGUAUUGUGAGUAUUGUGUUAUCCUCUAUCGGUACAUUAAUACUGAAAAGGGCAAAAAAGCAAUUACAUUCCAUUUGUAAAUAGGGAUUGCGUGUGUGUCCUUUACCAGAUGACAAGGUGGCAUUUAUGAUGGUUUCGGCUUUGUGAAUCUAAUGCUUAUGAAAAGCAUUUCUUUGUGUACUUUUCAAAUGUUAUAACUGAAAGGAAAAGAACAGGAAUGCUUCACAAGGGAAUUCAAAUAGAUUCUAUGAGAGACAAGAAGUGUCAUAUUUUACAGUUAGAACACCCAUAUAUCUAACUUUGCACUCUGUACGUUUCCUAAACAUUCCCUCCUAUCCUGCCUGUGAAAUUGGAUGGGUAACUGCAUCAAAGUUGAUUAAACAUGUAAUUUAAAGUGAGAAACAAAAUACAGUUCUUCAUGUAUAACUUUAUUAUGUCUCAUGGAUGAUAUUAUUUAAGAAAGCUUUCUUUUGCCAUUAGAGCCCUAUGUAAUGUAAGAUUACAAGUACAUUUGAUGUAAAUGUUUUGCAAAAGAGUAGCAUUCUCUAGUGCCUUGGCAUUUAUUUCCAAAGCAUUUGUAAUAUGUCCACAAAUACUAGUAAGCACAUUUUUGUUUUCCUGAACAACUAUAUCUAAUCCAAAUUUAGAUAAGGCAUAAAUUAUUUUUUUAUUAAAACUGUGGCAUACGUAUAAAACAUAUCUAAUUCUAGUAUUGACAACUUUCCCUUCUAUAUUUUAGUUUCAAAAUAGUAAAUUUCUUUACAAAUGCUUUGUUGUGAGAUAAUAUCUCACUGUUACAAUGGUUUUCAAAGGAUUAUUUUUCUUUGGGGGAAAAAAAAGAGCCGAGAGAGUUAGUUUAAUACAUGGCUAAAAUUACCAAAUGUACAAAUACCUCAAUUUCAUUACUUUACAAAAAAAAUUAAUAAAACUAUUUUGAUCGAUCAAUUGCUUAGUAUGAAUAUCCACCUCCUUUAAAUACUCUAUUUUUAUAUAUAUUUUUAUAUGAAAGUAAACAUGAAUUUAUAUUUAACUAUCUUAAAUUAUAUUUAAGCACAAAUAUCACUUGAUAUUAACAAUACCUAUCUUCAUCUGAUAGAUUUUUUAAAAGAACGGUACAGACUUAAGCUUUGAAAUGAAAGGUUUUUCUGAUAUCUGCAGCUCUGUGCAAGCACCAUUUUUAGGUUUUCAGUGAUUUUUUUUUUAAUGAAAUAAAAUGUUGCCAAUUCAUGCGGCUUCUUACUGAGUUUUAUUGUAUCACAUACUCUGUAACGGGAUUAUAGUCAGUGGGUAUUCUUGUAAUUUACUGUCGACCUAACUGAAAUAACUGUCUGACUGAGGUUUGUCUGGCAUUUACCUCUUCCCCACUGAAGUAAUCAUGGAUUUUAGACACAAUUGUAAUGAUAACAUUAAUAAAUGUCUUACUAGCAA